UCCCAGCUCCUACAGCCCGUGCUGAGGCAGGCAGGCCAGUAGCGGCUCCUGCAGCCCGUGCUGAGCGGGAGGCUGGGCCUGCGGGAGCUGGGAGCACCGGCUCUCAUUCACCCCAGUGCUUACGGCGGUAUUUCGCUGAUCCGGGACGCCGGCUGGGGGGCAGCUGGCGCCACCGGGUGCUCGGAGGCGCGGGAAGCACCGGGCGGGCACACCGGGAGCCCCUCAUGCCGCAUCACCGCGCCCCGGGCCCGCCGCCACUGCCACCCCCGCCACCCUGGGAGCCACCACCGCGAUCAGAGCGCGCGGAGGUUUGAACCGCGCCGGCCACCGUACGGGGGAGGUGCCACUGCUGCUUCCGCGAGAGGUGGCCUCCGCCGCGCAUGGAGGAGCUGCCCGUCGUCGUUCUCCUGCUCCUCCUCCUCUCCUUACUGCUUGUCCCGUUGGUGCUCCUGGGCAGGAGGCCCCGCGGUCGGCGGACGCCUCCGUUCAGUCUCCUAGUGGUGGCCGGCUCUGGUGGGCACACAACAGAAAUCCUGAGGUUACUUAGCUGUUUGUCAGAGUCAUACUCUCCUAGACAUUAUGUUUUGGCAGACUCAGAUAAGAUGAGUGAAGCUAAAAUACGUUCUUUUGAACAAAAAAGGGCUGAAACAUUCUCCGAGUCCCAGUUCAGCCUUGAUCGCAUUCCCAGGAGCCGGGAGGUUAGACAGUCUUGGGUCUCCUCUGUGCUAACAACACUAUACUCCAUACUUUACUCUCUUCCUCUCACCUACAAACGGAAACCAGAUUUGAUAUUGUGCAAUGGCCCAGGAACAUGUGUUCCUGUCUGUUUAUCUGCUUUUCUUCUUGGCCUUCUACGAAUAAAGAGAACAAUCAUUGUGUAUGUAGAGAGCAUCUGCCGUGUGGAAACUUUAUCCCUGUCUGGAAAGAUUCUUUACUACUUUUCAGAUUAUUUCAUUGUUCAGUGGCCUGAGCUGAAGAAAAAAUAUCCCAAGUCAGUAUAUCUUGGUCGAAUAGUGUAACAGCAGAAGACAAGCUAAACUUUACCUGAAUAGACUCUACAAGCUCCUCACUUGCAUUCCUGCAGUAAUUUAUUUCCAAGAAUUCCUGUUAAGAAAUUAGGCUGGUGCUUAUAAAUGAGACAAUAAAGAUUUCUCUACAUUUAAGUAAAAUUUUUGUGUAUCUGUAUUUAUUGCUAUCAUGUAGGACAGUUCACCAAUAAACUCAUAGUGGCUCUAA
Molecule: messenger RNA, 1236 nt
Organism: Oenanthe melanoleuca
Lineage: Eukaryota; Metazoa; Chordata; Aves; Passeriformes; Muscicapidae
Gene: ALG14
Product: ALG14 UDP-N-acetylglucosaminyltransferase subunit
Exons: 4
Coding region: 381-1019 (212 amino acids)
Biological process (GO): dolichol-linked oligosaccharide biosynthetic process
Cellular component (GO): UDP-N-acetylglucosamine transferase complex
Source: RefSeq, a predicted model, not a curated record